AUGCCUCUCUACAACAGCAGCAUCGCCCGCGAAGUCCUCACUGAGGCAGAGAAGGACCGCCUCUUGGCCGUCGCACUCAGUACCGCCGCCGACAACAGCGCCAUCAACUGGGAGAAGGCCACCACCGAGUUCGGCGCCGCCUCAGUUGACAGCAUGAGGGUGUCGGUCCGCAACAUACACAAGAAGCUCGACAAGGCCGGCGCCAAGACUGACGGCAACGACCUCACUGCCGGCCCAUCCAAGACCACCAAGCGCAAGUCCGGCGAGACUGAGGAGGCCGAAGUGAAGGCAAAGAAGCCACGUGCCACCAAGAAGAAGGUCACUGCCACCAAGAAGACCGAGGAGACUGAGGAGGCAGAGGAGGAGUAAUGCCGCUCGCACGUGACAAAAAGUGAGCCCACGUGGCCGUUCUUCCUCACAUAGCAAUGACCUGAAUGCACUGAACUGAAGUCCCG
Molecule: messenger RNA, 455 nt
Organism: Cercospora beticola
Lineage: Eukaryota; Fungi; Ascomycota; Dothideomycetes; Mycosphaerellales; Mycosphaerellaceae
Source: RefSeq, a predicted model, not a curated record